UCUGUUCUUAUUCAUUUGAUUUCAUUUCGAAGGGAUGAAUCAAUGGAGUUAUUAGAAAACCGGUGAUCAUUUUUCAGUUUCAUUCAAUUCAAUUUCUGUGGAAAAAUCUCAAAGCUAAGAUGACGAAAAUAACAGUUGAGUGUUUCAUUGUGUUCUUGUGUGGAUUAGUUACUGCCGAUAAUGUUCCCGUUUUGAUUUGGGGUUCAAAUAUUAAAUACGAACCAACUAUUGCCUUGCAACACCUUCAUAGCAGUGAUUUCUACGAUAAAAUAAGCAAUGCAACAACACCAGAUACAAUUAUUGUUGUUGUUGGAGAAGAUGAGCUAUCAACGGAGGAUAUCACACAAUGUAAAACUGAAACUGGUUCAUGCUUCCCCGAAAUCCAACAGAUCGAAAACAAACAGUAUUUUGCUAGCGUUGAAGACCCUAUGCAGAUUUUGGAGCAUAAAGCAGGCCCGAAUUCGACUGAAGUUGAAUUUUUAGCAGAUGGUUCGUUGAAUAAAUCACUUGAUACUCUACAUGGCUAUGUGUUCGUUAAUUUCGAAAAUAAUGACAAGAUUAAAACAAGAUCCACGUUAUUCACACAUCACGACCGGUUGAUUACAAAUCUUUACAAGGAAUUGUCAUCGAAGGAUCGGAACGUUUUGGUAAUUUAUACGGGAAGGGGCUCCAGGACGUCAUGUUUUUAUGCUAAAAAAAAUGGAACAAUUUCUGGAAGAUACUGUCGAAACCCCCAUUUCCUGUUGUACUACUCUUAUUUCAACGUAUCGGAUGGUCUCCGUAACGUAACAGAAACGGUGGUUUUUGAUGUAGUCACAGCGAAAUAUACAAACGCUACACGAUCGAAUUCUAGUUCCACCGACGUGAGUGUGAAUGUUUUAAUGAUCGCAACCGAAAAGCGUAAUUGCUUCCAAUUUAAAAUUGUUGCCAAAAACAAUUACUGGUGGAUUGACGAGGCUAACUGGAAUAACCAAAGUCUAAUUCUGAGUAGACAAACAUCCAUCGCGUCCAAUUUCUCGUUCCAUUGUACGAAUUAUUUGAUCGAAUUCCCGAUGAAUAAAACGAUGCAAAUAACCUGGGCUGACCUACAACUGCAACCAAAUUUUAAUAGUAGUGCAAUAGAGCCAUUACUGAAAUUUAACGAUGUACAGGACUGUGUAUUCUUCAUUACUCCUGGCAUUUUAAGUGGUUUAUUCGUUGUAUGUCUGCUGCUACUCAUUUUAUUCAUUUCCAUUUCGUGUAUAUUAGACAUCAAUAUAAAUGAUCGUUUCGAUAAGUCACAACAUGUACUCACAUUUACUGUAAGUGAGUAAGUUAGAGAGUAUCUAGUAAGAGGAGAAAGUGAGCAUUUGAUAUUCUUGUUAUUAGUCUGUAGUACACUAGCACACAAACAUACUACUGCUUAAAUGUAACGCAAAUUAUGCAGAUGAUGAUCAGAUGUGGAACAGCUCAAUUAUAAUGUUGAAUCAUUCUUUUGUUCUUCCUGAUUUAUUCCACAAUUGAUCCAUCUAUUAUA
This is a messenger RNA of Bradysia coprophila, 1516 nucleotides long. RefSeq names its product V-type proton ATPase subunit S1-like. Gene Ontology annotation, molecular function: ATPase activator activity. NCBI's taxonomy places the organism in Eukaryota, Metazoa, Arthropoda, Insecta, Diptera, Sciaridae. The record is from RefSeq and is a predicted model, not a curated record. Gene Ontology annotation, cellular component: proton-transporting V-type ATPase complex.